This is a messenger RNA of Lactuca sativa (garden lettuce), 553 nucleotides long. RefSeq lists its product as uncharacterized. The record is from RefSeq and is a predicted model, not a curated record. Lineage: Eukaryota; Viridiplantae; Streptophyta; Magnoliopsida; Asterales; Asteraceae.
GCCUAUCCCCAAAAUGUACCGAUAGCCAAUAGGGCACCAAACCAACUAAACCAUUUUUGCUUGUUCGUCAGAAGUUCGAUCGAAGUGGUUGACGAGAGAAAAUGGGUGGAGGAGGAGAACAUCACGGCGACGCAGCCCACGGCCAUGGCGGAGGGGAUUUCAGGACCAAGGUGUGGACUAUGAGCGGUGGUCCGAACUGUCGCCCCUUGCACUGGAAGCGCAACACAGCGAUCGCCAUGGCUGGUAUUUUCCUCGUUUGCAUCCCCAUCGCCAUGAAAUCUGCGGAGCUUGAGCAACGACCACAUAUGCCUGUUCGACCAGUUCCAUCACAGAUAUGGUGCAAGAACUUUGGGAACAAAGACUAUUGAGUUGUAUUAGUUUCUUCAUCAGAACAUCGAACAUUACAAGUUUUUGUUAGGCAAAAUGUUGUUGCCUUUUUCUUGAACAUUGUGGGAGUUAUGCUUUUAUAUUUGUGUUACUGAAGAUAAAAAUUUGCUGUUGUUUUGGUGCAUAAUGUUAAAUUCAAUAAGAAAGACUUGUAAUUUUCUUGCUC